AUGGAACUUUCAGGAACACUGGCUAAGGCCGCAGUGGUAGCCUGCCUUGGCGCUGGGUUUGCAGCAGCUCAGGAUGUCUCCUACCUGCCGUGGACGGUUUGCGCAAACCAGACGACGACGUGUGCUCAAGCAAACGUGACCUUUGCGUACUACUACGGCUAUCCCCUCUACCAGUACGCCUUGGCUGUACAGCGCACCACGAACGCCUCUACGAACUCGCUGUUCCAUCAGCGCAAUGUGUCAACUGCGGCCGACAAAUGGUUGAACAAACCCAACGUUGAUACUCUAUACUCUAGAGCGUUUCUCGACCUGUCGUGUUCGGAUCUGGUCAUUAAUGUCCCGGAAAUGGGAGACCGUUACUGGGUCUGGCCCUUCUAUGACCCAUACGGCAACAACGUUGCGAAUAUCGGGAAGCUCCAGUCGUACCCCGCAGGUAAAUACCUUGUCCGCUUCGACAAGAGCAACCCGGGCGUGCACCGUUUCAACAAAAAGAGCCCGUACCGAGCGUACAUCAACAUUCCAACUCCAUAUGCCAUCUCUGCGGUCCGCAUCCUAGUCCAGCCAAACGAGGCCGAUGCCGCUGCUGUCCACCGCGUCCAGGACCAGCUCGGGAUUAGCCCUAUCCGGAGAGCCUCUCAGCUUCCGGUUGCGCCGCCCCUGAACCUAACCAUGUUUACCGACCCAAAGAUUGUGCCAGGAUCAAUCAACACUCUCGAGGAGGGCGUUCUAAGGCUCACCGCAAAGUUGUCGCCGUACAAUGCCCCCCUGGUUAUCGCAGACAGGACCUGGGUGUCAGCAACGCUUCAAGGUGCUGGACUCGCCAAGGGAUGCUUUGCGCAACCAAAGGGCACUAACCUCACCGCGGCGUCACAGGCAGCAAAUAACUCCAUCGUCAAUGAGUUUUUUGUUCCAGGAUAUCUUCAAAAUCUCGGUAAUAAUUGGGUGCACCCGCAGGCCGCGUACAUCGGCAACUUUCAGAGUGCGUAUGUUACGCGAUACAACAUUGCGGCGACAGGUUACCUGGCCCUGACAAGGGAUCAGGCCAUGUACCCAGCCUACGCAAGUUCGACAAUAAACAACAUCAUCCCAUCCACCAGUGCGUUGCGCUUGACCUUCUCGGCAGAACCAAAGCUGAAGUCUCACGGCUUUUGGAGUCUGACUAUAUACGACGCCAACGCAUAUCUUAUCCCGAACGACCUUGAUAGGUACGCAUUGGGGGAUAGGAGCAACUUUACCUUAAUGGGCGGGACGAUCUCUAGUGGUGCCGAGGACGGUUCUUUCCAGAUUUUGAUUCAGCCAAGCAACGUUCCGCCACCGGCCAAUUGGACGAGCAACUGGUUGCCUGCACCACCCGACGGAAAUGGCUUCCAAAUAAACUUGAGAUUCUACGGCGGAGAGGACGCCAUGUCCAAUGGGAGCUAUGUGUACCCCGUGGUUGAGACAAUUGAUGCCAUUCCAGCGUAG
Molecule: messenger RNA, 1464 nt
Organism: Ilyonectria robusta
Lineage: Eukaryota; Fungi; Ascomycota; Sordariomycetes; Hypocreales; Nectriaceae
Exons: 4
Coding region: 1-1464 (487 amino acids)
Source: RefSeq, a predicted model, not a curated record